AUGGUUAUGUCACAGAUUUUGAUUGUUGUCGGUAUAGCUGGAGGGGAGGAUGCCGCCAUAGAAGAUUUCCCGUACGUGGCAAGGAUUGAAGCUCGUGACAGAAAAGGUGAACCCUGGGAAGAUUGGUGCACUGCAGUAAUCCUCUCUGAAACGAGGCUUUUAACUAUAGCACGUUGUCUGGAAGAUCCGCUUAUCAACAGGCGGGUUCUAGCUGGUUUUUCUGACAUAUCAGAUCCUAAUAAACAAAUAAGAACGAUUAAACACAAGAAAAAGCAUCCACAUUUCGAUAGAAAAUUCAAAGAUAAAAACGAUGAUGCAUUAUGGGAAAAUGACAUAGCUGUUAUUGAACUGCAUACACCUCUCACGUUUGGACCGACAUGCAAAAGUAUACCUUAUUCAACAAGCUCAGAUUCUGUGAAUCUAGACAUGUGUCAAAUAGCAGGAUGGGGAGAAAUUGACAGUGAUGGAACAGAACCAGAGAACCUCCAAUUUGCAAAGGACAUUACAAUUCUGACCACAGAGGAAUGUAGGCAGCUUAAUACACCAACUAAAUUUGUAGAUACUCAGAUAUGUGUCAUUGACGAAAAUCGAAAAAUACAACCCUGCUUUAGUGACAAUGGUGGACCUUUGACAUGUAAAACAACAGAUGGCACUUCUGUUCUGAGUGGUAUUUUUGCAUGGCAGUAUGCUACCUGUAAUGGAAACAGGUCCACAGCAUAUACCAACAUUCCUCUUUACGCUUCUUGGAUUAAAAGGCAAACUGGCAUAGAAGGAUACCCUUUGAAUUAGAGAGAUACACAGAGACAACG
Molecule: messenger RNA, 809 nt
Organism: Mytilus californianus (California mussel)
Lineage: Eukaryota; Metazoa; Mollusca; Bivalvia; Mytilida; Mytilidae
Product: serine protease 55-like
Exons: 6
Coding region: 1-789 (262 amino acids)
Biological process (GO): proteolysis
Molecular function (GO): serine-type endopeptidase activity
Source: RefSeq, a predicted model, not a curated record